AUGGAGUGAGCACCAGCCAGCCACACUCACACACACCACAACUCAGUGGAGGAAUGUCCUCUAUAAAACCAAACACAACACACACAAUUCAACACAAAACAACAUAAACCAACCCAAAAUGGACUCACUGUCCCUCCUCUGGACCGUCCCGCUCCUCGCCGCCGGUCUCUACUGGUUCAUCUGCAUCCUGGGUCCCGCCGAGCAGAAGGGGAAACAUGCCACCGCCAUAUCCGGCGGCUCCAUCUCGGCGGAGAAAGUCCAAGACAAAUACAAGCAGUACUGGUCCUUCUUCCUGCGGCCCAAGGAGAUCGAAACCGCCGAGAAAGUGCCGGACUUCGUCGACACAUUCUACAAUCUCGUAACCGACAUCUACGAAUGGGGCUGGGGCCAAUCCUUCCACUUCUCCCCCUCCGUUCCUGGCAAGUCCCACGCGGAGGCCACGCGCCUCCACGAAGAGAUGGCCGCGGAUCUCAUCCAGGCCCGCUCCGGCCACCGGAUCCUCGACGUGGGCUGCGGCGUAGGAGGGCCCAUGCGGGCCAUCGCGGCCCACUCAGGCGCCAACGUGGUGGGCAUCACCAUCAACGAGUACCAGGUCCAGCGGGCGAGGUUCCACAACAAGAAAGCGCGGCUGGAGUCCCUCUGCGAGGUGGUGUGCGGCAACUUCCUCCACAUGCCCUUCCCGGACGACAGCUUCGACGGCGCCUACUCCAUCGAAGCGACCUGCCACGCGCCGAAGCUGGACGAGGUGUACGCGCAGGUGUUUCGCGUUCUGAAGCCGGGGGCGCUGUACGUGUCGUACGAGUGGGUGACCACUGACAAAUUCAGAGCGUCGGAGGCGCAACACGUGGAGACCAUUGAGGGGAUCGAGAGAGGGGACGCUCUCCCUGGUCUGAGGAGCUACGCUGACAUCGCGGAGAGCGCGCGUAGGGUGGGGUUUGAGGUGGUGGAGGAACGCGAUCUCGCUCUUCCACCCUCUCACCCGUGGUGGACCCGCUUGAAGAUGGGUCGGGUCGCCUACUGGCGGAACCACCUUCUCAUUUCUGUUCUCUCCGCCGUAGGAAUUGCCCCCAAAGGUACCCUCGACGUUCAUCAAAUGCUCUUCCAGACCGCUGACCACCUCACCCGUGGCGGUGAUACCGGAAUAUUCUCUCCCAUGCACAUGAUUCUCUGCCGAAAACCCAUCUCCUCCUGAUCCAUUCAUCAUUUCCUUUUUCUCUUUUUCCUUUCCUUUUCCUACUGUAAUUGCUUUUAAUUCCAUGUUCCACUGCUGCAUGCAUGCAAUUUGGUUUUCAAAGCUAUUUUUUUUCGUUGGAUAGCUCUCACUCUGUGUAUACUGUCCUAUUCAUCCUCAAAUCUCACGGAUCCAGGAAUCUACAAAGUUCUCAUUUUCCUUUUUCUUAUUUUAAAAUUUUCGAUCACGUACUGCGCUGAGAUGUAAAUUAAAGUAAAGGGGGAAGUGGUGCGGUGAAGCUGCGCGUGCCAUGCAUGGUGGAAUCAGAAUCUUCAGCCCUCUUGUGUUUAUUUUUUUAUGUCUGAUGCUACCUUUUACUCACGUUGCGCUUGGAUCUAUAUUUCUCAUUACUCGUAACGCCCGGAAUAAAAAAAACCACCUACGGUAAUUUUGUUACUA
Molecule: messenger RNA, 1630 nt
Organism: Vigna unguiculata (cowpea)
Lineage: Eukaryota; Viridiplantae; Streptophyta; Magnoliopsida; Fabales; Fabaceae
Product: 24-methylenesterol C-methyltransferase 2 pseudogene
Source: RefSeq, a predicted model, not a curated record